AUGGCCCUCUGGACACGUCUACUGCCGCUGCUCGCCCUGCUGGCCAUCUGGGCACCGUCCCCUGCCCGGGCCUUUGUUAACCAGCACCUGUGUGGGUCCCACCUGGUGGAGGCACUGUACCUGGUGUGCGGGGAACGCGGCUUCUUCUACACCCCCAAGACCCGCCGGGACGUGGAAGACCCACCAGCGGGGCAGGUGGAGCUGGGCGCAGGCCUGCAGCCCUUCCCGGGGGCAGGAUCCCGGCAGGAACGCGGCAUCGUGGAGCAAUGCUGCACCAGCGUCUGCACCUUGUACCAGCUGGAGAACUACUGCAACUAG
This is a messenger RNA of Elephantulus edwardii (Cape elephant shrew), 318 nucleotides long. RefSeq names its product insulin (gene INS). NCBI's taxonomy places the organism in Eukaryota, Metazoa, Chordata, Mammalia, Macroscelidea, Macroscelididae. The transcript is spliced from 2 exons. Gene Ontology annotation, molecular function: hormone activity. Gene Ontology annotation, cellular component: extracellular region. Gene Ontology annotation, biological process: glucose homeostasis; positive regulation of protein secretion. The coding region runs from base 1 to 318 and encodes 105 amino acids. The record is from RefSeq and is a predicted model, not a curated record.